GGAGGCAGAGCGCAGCCAUGAUGAUCGAGCCUAGAUGGAGUGAGUGGCUGGACUCUCGGCGACCGGAAGAGUGAAGCCGGGAGGUAUGGGUUGGGCGCCGCCAUGUCAACCUGAUACCGGAAAAGGCGGGUCUCUUCUCCCUGACGGAUCGGCGCCUGAGCUCUGCUGGAGAUGCAGGCAGCCCUGGAAGUUACUGCUCGGUACUGCAGCCGGGAGUUGGAACAGUAUGGCCAAUGUGUGGCGGCCAAGCCUGAGUCCUGGCAUCGGGAUUGUCACCACCUUAAGAUGAGCAUUGCUCGCUGCACAUCCUCCCACCCCAUCAUCCGCCAGAUCCGCCAGGCCUGCGCUGAGCCUUUUGAAGCCUUUGAGGAGUGCCUUCGCUUGAAUGAGGCAGCAGUUGGCAACUGUGCCGAACACAUGCGCCGUUUCCUGCAGUGUGCUGAGCAGGUGCAGCCGCCAAGUUCACCCACAACUGGAGAGGCACAGCCACAGCCACUUCCUGCCUCCUGAAGACCCUCUUGGACUUCGAGAAAAGUAGACAUGAUUGACUAGCCCACUUAAUGUCCUCAUCUGGAAGAGUGACCAUUUUGUUCCUGGACUUUGGGACUCUAAAUAAAUAAAGACUGAGUACAGGGCUUUGGUUCCAGCCUACAGCAUUGAAGGGGGCAAGCACUAGGAGAGCUGGAGGACAGCUCAGGCACCACCUCCAGCUUUACUUAGUCAGUAGGGUGCGCCUGUUGGAGGCUUAGACUUAAGAUGACUCAAACAGCCAUCCCCUGUCCCUGCUGUAUGUAUGCUGGGGAAAGGCUUCUCUCCCACUCACUCUCACCAGAUUGGUUUUUGGUUUUUUUAAGUCUAGGCAGUCCUGAAGCUCAUUAUGGAUACCAAACUGGAUUCAGACUCACAGCUAGGGUUACAGAUGUGAGCCACCAUGCCCAGCUUUCUUCCUUCUGGAACUAGAAUAGAGACCAUCCACUACCUCACACAUGCCAGUCAAUAUGCCCUGCCUGCCAUGGUGCCCUGAGCCUGCGCUCACCACCUCUUUAUACAGUUUUCUUGAGGCUUGUGCGAGGAGCAAUAAAUAGCACAUCUUUUCCACUGCUGAAUCAGAACCAGUUAAGCAGUAGAUAUAGGCCUUGAGCAAUGGAUAUAAAAAUACUGGCCUUCAGGAGGUGGUGCUCGCCUUUAGUCCCAGCACUCGGGAGGCAGAGGCAGGCGGUUCUCUGUGAGUUUGAGGCCAGCAUGGUCUACAGAGCGAGUUCCAGGACAACCAGAGCUGUUACACAGAGAAACUCUGUCUCGACAAAACAAACAAACAAACAACAACAAAAAAAACUGGCCUUAUUAUUGAGAACAGUUGUGUGGAGGCAGAAGCAAGGCUUGAGAAUCAGAAGCUCAAGAUCAUCCACUGCUACAUAGUUUGAAGCCAGACUAAGCCACCCGAGACCCUGUCUUGUUAAAUAAAUUUUAAAAAUUGAAAACUGUGAGAGGA
Messenger RNA from Cricetulus griseus (Chinese hamster), 1492 nucleotides. NCBI's taxonomy places the organism in Eukaryota, Metazoa, Chordata, Mammalia, Rodentia, Cricetidae. The record is from RefSeq and is a predicted model, not a curated record.